GGAGCUGCCCGGGAGUCAUAGGUGCCCAGCGUAGCAGGGUUGAGACUGAACAGCUGAGAGGGACGUACCCGUAGCCAUGAAGGAAGAGAAGGAGCACAGGCCUAAGGAGAAGCGAGUAACCUUGUUAACGCCCCCGGGCGCCUCUGCCAGUAGCUGUGGGACUUCGGGGGACAGCGCGAAAGGGGAAGAUAAGCAGGACCGCAACAAGGAGAAGAAAGAGGCGCUGAGCAAGGUGGUAAUUCGAAGAUUACCUCCUACUCUGACCAAGGAGCAGCUUCAGGAACAUCUUCAACCUAUGCCUGAGCAUGAUUAUUUUGAGUUUUUUUCUAAUGACACUAGUCUGUAUCCUCAUAUGUAUGCCAGAGCAUAUAUCAACUUUAAAAACCAGGAGGACAUUAUUUUGUUCAGGGAUCGAUUUGAUGGUUAUGUAUUCCUUGACAAUAAAGGUCAGGAAUAUCCUGCUAUAGUAGAAUUUGCACCUUUUCAAAAAGCUGCAAAAAAGAAGACUAAGAAAAGAGACACUAAAGUUGGGACUAUCGAUGAUGAUCCAGAAUAUAGGAAAUUUUUGGAGAGUUAUGCCACAGAUAACGAGAAAAUGACAUCUACUCCAGAGACACUGUUAGAAGAAAUAGAAGCUAAAAAUAGAGAAUUAAUAGCUAAGAAGACAACCCCGCUUUUGAGCUUCCUGAAAAACAAACAGAGAAUGAGAGAAGAGAAAAGGGAAGAAAGAAGGCGACGAGAAAUAGAACGAAAAAGGCAAAGAGAAGAAGAGAGAAGAAAAUGGAAAGAAGAAGAGAAACGUAAAAGAAAAGAUAUAGAAAAGCUGAAGAAGAUAGACAGAGUUCCAGAAAGGGACAAAUUAAAGGAUGAACCAAAGAUUAAGUUGCUCAAGAAACCAGAAAAAGAUGAGAAAGAAUUGGAUAAAAGAGAAAAAGCCAAGAAACUGGACAAAGAGAAUCUGAAUGAUGAAAGAGCCAGUGCGCAGAGCUGCACCCUGCCCAAGCGUUCUGACAGCGAGCCUAAAGAUGAGAGGCUGAAGAGAUCUGAAGAUGAGAGUGGCAGAGACUACAGGGAGAGGGACCGUGACUAUGAAAGAGAGCAGGAGCGCAUACUCAGAGAGAGAGAGAGACUGAAGCGGCAAGAAGAAGAGCGCCGCAGGCAGAAGGAGCGCUAUGAGAAAGAGAAGGCUUAUAAAAGAAAAGAGGAAGAAGUUAAGACCGCCCAGCAAUGCAGCUUUACCAACCAGGAGCUCGAAGCCGAAAUCGACUGUGUGCCUCUGAUGACAGCACCAAGUCCACAGAUUCAGCAGUAG
Molecule: messenger RNA, 1312 nt
Organism: Octodon degus (degu)
Lineage: Eukaryota; Metazoa; Chordata; Mammalia; Rodentia; Octodontidae
Gene: Upf3b
Product: UPF3B, regulator of nonsense mediated mRNA decay
Exons: 10
Coding region: 77-1312 (411 amino acids)
Biological process (GO): positive regulation of translation; nuclear-transcribed mRNA catabolic process, nonsense-mediated decay
Cellular component (GO): cytoplasm; nucleolus
Molecular function (GO): mRNA binding
Source: RefSeq, a predicted model, not a curated record